AUGUCGCAUGACUACUUGCUUGGUCAAUAUAGGGCCGGCGGUGGCCACCCCAGCGCCCAGCGCAAAGGCGUGCAGGAAAAGCUGGACGAGUCUCUCCUAGGCCACCUCUCCCAGCUAUUCAACAAGUAUGCCGGUCCAAAUAACAAAUGGACUGCAGAUCAGGUUAGCAUCUUCAUGCAGCAUGUGCAGGCCGAGGAUCCCAACGGCCCGGCGGGCUAUCUCGUCGACAAAGACGAGCUGGAUCUUUCCGAGCUGAUCAAGUACAUAACCUCGCCAUGCGGCAAUAUCCUCGAGAUGGCAGGGCCCCAGGAUCUGUCCUGGCCGCUGAGUAGCUACUUCAUCAGUUCGAGUCACAACACCUAUCUCACCGGGAACCAGCUCUCGAGUGACUCUAGCGCCGAGGCAUAUAAGGACGUCUUGCUACGGGGAUGUCGGUGCAUCGAGAUUGACGUCUGGGAUGGCCAGGAGCAGUACAGACCCGGCAUCCACACAGAUGAGGGCGAGAAACACGGCGUACCUGGCACUUGUUUAGAUGACCCUUCCGAGAAGAUCGGCCGAAGAGACCAAAUAAUUCUCAGAAUCGGCCGAUGGUGGAUGAACAAGGUUGAGCCGGUCGACCCUGAUGGCAGAACAGUAGACGAGAGACUCUCGGACAUUAUUCGGGCCGAGCCGCGAGUCCUUCACGGUUUCACACUCACCAAGGAGGUCUUGUUCCGCGACGUGUGCCAGGUUGUCAAGGACUACGCCUUCGCAGUGUCGGAUCUGCCACUCAUCGUCAGCCUGGAGGUGCACUGCUCCCAACUACAGCAGGUCGCCAUGGUUGACAUCAUGGAGGAGACAUGGGGUGAAUACCUCCUCCCGGCGUCCGAGACCGAACCCGCUUCCCUGCCGUCGCCCGAUCAGCUGCGUAAUAAGAUCCUCAUCAAGGUCAAGUACGUCCCAGACGACAAGAACGGCACCGAAAGCAGCGACCCUGGAGGCCCGGAAGAUGACGGCAGCGUUCUCGAAGUCGUCACGGAAAGAUGCGAGAAGAAGACGAAGAAGACGAAGAAGGUCAAGGCUCCCAAGAUUAUCUCCCGCCUCAGCCGUCUGGCGAUCCACACGCGCGGCAUCACAUUCAAGUCUUUCGAGCAGCCCGAAGCAUCGAUGCCAAAUCACGUUUUCUCGCUUUCGGAGAAGGCGGCGUUUGCCAUCCAGAGUAAGAUGCCAAAGGCCUUGUUUAAGCAUAACAGGGACUUUCUUAUGAGAACCUACCCGCACGGCAUGCGGUUGGAUUCGUCCAACUUUGAUCCUGUGCUCUGUUGGCGAGCGGGCGUGCAGAUUGUUGCGCUGAACUGGCAGUCCUGGGAUGUGGGUAUGAUCCUCAACGAGGGCAUGUUUGCGGGCUCAGAUGGGUACGUCCUCAAGCCAAAGGGCUAUCGCCGCGACAAAACUGAUAGGUUGGUACCUGGGAUCGAAGAGGAUGAGGAGCUUGGAUCGAAGAUCCAGAGUAAAAGACUGGAUAGGGUGGCUGUUACAGUGCUGUCAGCGCAGAACCUUCCGCUGCUGGAACCGGGUGAUGAACCGGCCAAGUUCGCCCCUUGGGUCAAGGUCGGGCUGCAUACAGAGCCGGAUGCGCUGGCAAUCAUGGUGGAUGAUGAUGCAGGGGGAGAGCAGGUCAAGCAGGUUGGUUACAGUGGCCAAACGGGUAAAAGCAGUAGCACCAGCCCGGACUUUUGUGGCGAGGUGAUUGAGUUCCUCAACAUUGAGGGCGUUGUUCCUGAAUUGGCAUUUCUGUCGUUCAUGAUCAUGAACGACGUCGUUAGUCAGAGUGGCAUGAGUGCGUGGGCAUGUGUGCGUCUGGACAGGUUAAGGCUUGGGUACCGAUUUGUCAGGUUGCUGAAUAGAGACGGUAUGCCGACCAGGGGCAUUCUUUUUAUUAAGACAGAAGUUACGGAAGCCGUGGUGGCGUAA
This is a messenger RNA of Colletotrichum spaethianum, 1953 nucleotides long. Its product is annotated as 1-phosphatidylinositol 4,5-bisphosphate phosphodiesterase 1. Gene Ontology annotation, molecular function: phosphatidylinositol-4,5-bisphosphate phospholipase C activity. Lineage: Eukaryota; Fungi; Ascomycota; Sordariomycetes; Glomerellales; Glomerellaceae. The record is from RefSeq and is a predicted model, not a curated record. The transcript has a single exon. Gene Ontology annotation, biological process: phosphatidylinositol-mediated signaling; lipid metabolic process. The coding region runs from base 1 to 1953 and encodes 650 amino acids.